This is a messenger RNA of Caenorhabditis auriculariae, 5409 nucleotides long. Lineage: Eukaryota; Metazoa; Nematoda; Chromadorea; Rhabditida; Rhabditidae. The record is from the annotation of a GenBank genome assembly.
AUGGGCUUCUUCGAACGAAUUUUCUGUGUUUUGCUUUUUUUGAGUGGCUCAUUUGGACAGCAGGUAAUUUUUUGGCUUCAAAGAGGAUUAGGGAUCACUUUUUUAUUAAUUUUAAUAAAAUCUCUUUUUGUUCAAGUUUCAGUCGGACUUAUAGAAUAGCCGAGGAGUGAAAUAUGUAUUUUUUUAACUUUUUCAAUUAGGAAAUACGCAUUUAAACCAUUUUAUCUUUGAUUAAGUUUUUUUCAACUUCCUGAGCGCUCCAAUUUUUUUUAGUUUGUUAAAAUUUUCAACUUACUCGAAAAUAAGAUAUUUUUGGCCUGACGGAAAAAAAUAAUUGGAAGUAUUGUUGAGGACUAAAUUAAUCUUUAGCGCUUGAUUUAAAACUUUUUAAAAGGUAUAUUGUUUUAAAAAGGUAUUUCGAAAUCCUUUUUCGGUUUUUAGCGUGUACCUAAUCCUCGUUAUCUCAAUAUCAAAGAGUGGAAAGGAAAAUUCAGUCGCGUCUUUCGACGUCGCUGUCGUCUGGCGCCCUCUCUCAAAACCGAAAAUGUGAGCCGAUCACGAUUCCAAUGUGCAAGAACCUCGAGUACAACUCCACCGUCUUCCCCAAUCUCCUGGGUCAUCAGACUCAGAGCGACGCUUUUCCCGCCAUCACACAGUUUAACCCCCUCAUAAAGGUUACCCACUGAACUUGCUCCCUGACUUUGAAAAUUGUCUUUUUAGGUUAAAUGCUCUGAAGACAUCCGCUUGUUCCUGUGUACAGUGUGAGUUUGGUGGAAAGUAAUCUAGCAAAUUAUGAUCUUUAUUUAUUGUUUGGUUUAUUUCUGGGAUAUUUAUUUAAUCCUUGAUGACUGCCACCACUUGACAGUUUUUCGGCAAGUUUGUCGGUAUAGACGGCGAUUUUUGCUCUUUUUUUCGUUUUUGAUCUCUCAAGAGAUUUACUGACUAGCUUGAGGUCAAAAUCAGUUGAAGGAAAGGUAGUGAACUUUAGUUGAAAAUGAUUAUUGAAAUCUGUUAUUUACUUUUUUUUUUCACUGUAUUAACGAGAAGGCUGAUUUAAGAUAGAAAACGGAAAAAAUAUGUUCCUGACCGAAAUCGACCGAAAAAAACGAAUUUGAUCUGGAGGAGAACAAUUUUCCAGAAAUUUCUUUGCCCCUUCAGAAAAGUUCUUGGCUAAUCGUAAGAAAAAACAAUUAAAAAAUUUCAAAAUCAAUUCAAAAUUCAUAUGAUUCAUAUUUUGCGUAUGUGAAAUUUUUCGUUAGGGAACUUCCCGACGAAUCCUUUUCCGACGUUUUUUCUCGAUAAACUCUUUUUGAACCUUCUAUAUAAAGUAGGUAGUUGUUUCAUGAUUUAAACACAAAGAAAUAGACAAAAAUGUUGUUAGAAGCUUUAUAAAUGAAAAAAUAUAAGGAAAAAAAUUCGGAAAGGGAUACGUCGGAAAGGUGGCCGUCGGAAAGUUCCGUGGCAAUAUGGAAAAAUCGAAAAAGUCGCCGCUCAAAAAUUCGCUGUCUUUUUUUUCAUACCACCAGAAAAUCAACGCUUCAAAAACUUCGAAAUACCCACAAGUUUCCAAAAUUGAAAAUUUUCAAUCAAUCCGAUAUCGUUUCAAAUAGACGCGAUUGUUUUUAAGGUACGCGCCAGUGUGCACAGUGCUGGAAAAGCCGAUCCAACCAUGCCGAGAACUUUGUCUUUCGGCGAAAAAUGGCUGCGAGAGUCUGAUGAAGAAGUUCGGGUUCAAAUGGCCGGAUCAGCUCGACUGCAACAAGUUCCCCGUCGAUGAUCUCUGCGUCGGCCGCAACAAGUCCGACAGUACUCCCUCUCCUGGGUAUCCUUCAAAUCUAUUCGUUGAUUCCUAGCGGGCAGAAAAUAGGCGGACUGAAAUUUGACCACUGAGAUGGCCCAACAAAUGCAAUUAGGCGAGGAAUGCGCGAAAAACGACAAUUGGAUUGGUGCCAGUUUUGCAAAAUGAGCCCAUUCGCUAGGGGAUGAUGACUCAUCCUCAAGUGAUGCGAGACGAUUUUCAUUUUCCAUUUUUGUUCGAAUAUUUCGAAAGUGUGGAUUUGUAUUAUUUCGAUCGUUUACACGGGAAUCUUCAUAGAGAAGAGGCUAAAAAAGAAAUAAAAUAAAAAAAGUUUGUGCAAAUCGAAUUUUGGUAAGGAAAAAGGCAGUAAAGACAUAAUCAACGACUUGAAAAUCAUUUUUUUUUUCAAGUUUUGAACACUUUGAUUUUUUUAUAAUUCCGCAAUCCGUAGGGCUUUAAAUUCAAAAAAAAAAUUUCUUGAGCUACUUAAUUUUUUGGCUUUGGACCUGAACUCUCAGCGCGCAGCCUUUCUUUAUAUUUGGAAAAAAAGUUGAAGACCAAUGAAAUUUUUUUUGGAAAAUUUUUUUGUGAUCGUGAGAAGUUUCGUAAUCUUGAACUCAGUUCUUAGAAAAAAAUCAAUAUUAGAUUUUUUCCAUAAUAAAUAAAUUUCUUAAGCGGACACUGAAAUGCUUGACUCAAUUCAAACAAGACCAGGAAAUUUCGAUUUUUAGACUGUUCCGCAAGUUUUCUACGAUAAUGAAUGUACAAUAAAAGUCGAAAAAGUACAGAUUUUUUUUUUGGACUUAUUCAUGGAUUGUACUCAGAAACUAUGUUUUUUGAGGAGAAAUUUCAAAAUAAAACUUCAAAUUUCAUAAUGACUCUGUCUUCAACAGAAUCUUUCUUUCGUAAUAUUUUUGAGUAUAUGAGCGAAUUUUCAGUCGCGGUGGAAGUGGGCCAUUCUCGAGCUACGGACUGUCGCAGCCGCACUCGUCGCUGGAAUGUCCGCUGACGAUGCGCGCCACCUCGGGAUCUCACUUCUCGUUGCCGCUCCUCAGCGGUCGUCUGGCCGACUGCAGUCUGCCCUGCGACGCCGACAAUCACGUGGGCGACUGUCUCGAAGCCCUUCUCAACGACGGCUUUCAGGUGCCGAUGUUCUUCGACGCACGCGUCCGCAGACUGAUCAGAUUCUGGACGGGAGCCUGGUCGGUCGCCUGCUGCGUCUGCUCACUUUUCACCUUGCUGACGUUCGUCGUCGACUUGCAGCGCUUCGCCUACCCUGUCAGACCCAUUCUCUACAUGGCUUUUUGCUAUCUCGCCAUCUCCGUCGUCUACAUGAUUGGUGGGUCUUUCCUGCAGAGUCGACAAGAAAAAUCAAAUCAGAAUCUUUCAUUUUUCGGCACAAGAACUUUUUGGACGAGGCAUUGAAUCGACGGUAGAGCUUACAACUAAAUCUUAGAAGCUUUCUCUAUGACCGAAAAUAACUCAACUGAAGUCGAACUCGGGAAUGAAGCUCUAUAUGAUUACUGACUUGUGAACGAGAGCUUUUAAAAGCAUUUUCGAAAGUCUUUGAUUUUUAUAUAUUUUUCGAAAUAAUCAACUCAGACUUGCCUAUUUUUUUAUCUGACUUCUCAUUCGUCUCAUCAAUUAAAUCGAAAUUUUCACAUUCUAGACCAUAGAAAACUCUAUUCGUCGUAGUCAACCUCAUCAAUGUUGCAACCAGAAGAAACUUUGCAGGAGUCGUUGGAGAAGACAGAUUCGCCUGUGGCGCCCACGGAUCGACGCCCUCAGAACUGGUGACCCAAGGCGGCGAAAACGUCGGCUGCAGCGCCCUGGCCGUCGGACACUAUUACUUCUUCAUGGCCAGCAGUGCCUGGUACUCGGAAAAUCACCACAGAUUCAGAUUCCAACCCGAAAUUUCCAGGUGGCUCGUCCUCUGUCUGGCAUGGUUUCUGGCUGCGAACCUCAAGUGGGGAGCCGAGUCGAUCGCGGCUUUGUCGCCCUAUUUCCACGCCUUGUCCUGGGGAGUUCCCGCGGUUCUUUCUGUUGCCGUCUUAGUUACCAAUUCCAUCGAUGGAGAUGUUUUUACCGGUAAGAUUCUUGCUGAAAGGCUUGGAAAUAGAAAUAAAUUUGAAAAUAAAAGAAAGACAUACAGGUUUUCAACAAAAAAUCUUUUCACGUACUUCUUGCUUUUAAAGGGAAACUGUCUCGCAAGUUUUGGAACUUUUGAAAAUUGUAAAAGCCAACAUUUUCAUAGCCAGAAUCCUCACUGUUUGUGAGAUGUUUGAAUUAUUGACCUUUUUUGUUUUAUGUCACAAAAAUCUGGCAGGACUUGAAGUUACGUUGAAAAAACGAUUCGCGCAUCGAGGCACCUUCAUGUGAAGCCCCUACUCUCCUUUAAACACCCCAGCAAAGAAAUUUGAAUAUCCAUUACGGUUUUUUUUACCGCAUUUUUCGUCGAGUAAUCAUAAAAAGAUGAUCUGAUUUUACACAAAAAAGUUGGACAAAAAAAAUUACUUCCAAAUUAUUUAUCGUCUUUUUUAUAGGAGUUUGUUCCGUUGGGAACCUCCAACCGGCCGCCUUGUUCUACUUUUUGUUUGUGCCGAUGACCACGUGUUUAGGUGAGCUUCAAAUAUUUUUCCGCUAUCAGUAGUUUUUUCCUCUCAGCCAUCGGAGUCAUACUUUUGGUGUGCGGUAUCUGGUCAAUGUUACGCAUCCGAAGCUACAUCAAACUGCAACAGGCCGACGUCGAAAGGAACAUUAGCAAGCUCGAGAAACUCAUGUUCAGGUCCGUCUUUCUCCUUCUUGAUCUCCCAUUUUCGGUAAUCAUGCAGAAUAUCGGCGUUCGCUGUGAUGUACGUUUUGCCGACGGCUAUCAACGCCGCCAUUCUCUGCUACCAGUCGAUGAGCGUGCCUGGCUGGCUGGAAGGUAACAGAAAACGAAAUCAUACAUCAGCUGGAUCCUACCCUAGCAUUUUGCGCGCGAAAAAAAAGCCAGUAUUCGAGAAGAAAAUGUGUAAUCGUUGUUUCAGAAUGGCUCCAUCUCCGGUGUAUUCGGCCGGAUCGUGACGUUUUCGGCUUCACACGACCCACGGAGGAUUGUCCGCUCCAUGGAGAAACCAGUGAGCUUGACGUCACGAUUUAUCUCUUGAAGUUAGUCUUCUUUGUUCAUCAUUACAAGAAUUAUGGCGAAGUGAACCUCGCUUUGAUCAUUAUAACGAUUCCAAAGUCAAAAUUGUUGGGAAAUUUUGGAAAUAUAUCCAACCUUGAACUAGUUAUCAGGGAGAAUUUCGAAGACAAAGCUUGCUUCAAAGUGGAUUGCUCAUUAUUUUUUUUUUUUGUUUGAAUCAUCUCACAAAAAGUGUCCAGAUCAAUUUACGGCACUCCCUAGGCGAAAUCGAAUGAAUCGAAAUAUCGUUAAAAAACACGAAAAUCAUUGCGAAAUUAUUCAAUCGCUUCAUUGAUUGUAUCUCUUCAGAUACCUUUCACAACUGAUCGUCGGGAUAACUUGCGCGAUCUGGGUGUGCAGCUCGAAGACGGUGAGCAGCUACCAGCGCGCCUAUGCUCGGCUAGCCCUCACAAGUCGACCCGAGCCCGUUCCGCCGGCCUCCUAA